AUGCACAUAGGAUGGUCUACAAACUUAUUAUUCUUUCUGAGCUUGUUUUUCAGUCAAGUUCUGGCGACCUCGGAACGAUUUGACGAAGAGUUGACGUUACGUCCUCUGCGGGAUGGAAAGCUGGCCGCUAGAUUCUCUUUCACGACAUUACUGAAGGGUGCUACUCCAAGAAAUCCGGAGAGUCUCGCAAGUGAUGACGAAUCACAGCAUUAUACUUUAUUCCCUCUUGCUCUGGGUCAGAUUCUCCGCGAAUAUGCAGUCACGGAGCUGCAUCUGUCGCUGAACGCGGGGAACUGGAACUAUGAUACAUGGGGCUAUCCUGACAAGCCCGGUGUGGGUACCGGGGCAGAGCUCUGGGUGUGGAUGGGGGAUGGUGCUCCCAUAUCUGUUGACGACCGAUGGCAAGGUCUGCGUAAUGCUCUUGCCGGACUCUUCUGUGCCUCACUGGGUUCACUGGAUGAGCAGCGCACCACGUCACCUACUCUAUCGUUCCAACCUGAAGGGUCACUACCAGAUUGGAAAGCCCCUCACCAGUUACGCCACGCCACGCUACCAUCGGAGCAUGUCUGCACCGAAAAUCUUACACCAUUCCUCAAAUUGCUCCCUUGCAAAUCGCUCUCAGGCAUCGCGCGUCUCCUCAAUCCCCAUCGCCUCUUUGAUGCGGACUGGCAUGGAUUGGGCGUCAACGUCAGGUAUCAUCAAAAUGCCGGUGUGGAAGUGAGACUAACCUUUCAGGCCGUCUUCGAUCCCGUCCGGUUAUCCCCCAACAAGCGUAGAGACUGGUCACUCGACUCGAUAUUUGACCGCACAAUUGAUAGAGCGUGCCCGGUUGCACACUCAAGUGAGGUCCGAGUGGAGCUACCUGGGGAGAAAUUGUACACGCUCUCCCCUGACCCGUCCGUAAUUAUAGAGGACCUCGCGAUAUUUGUGGUGAAAGAUACACAGGACGCGCUGGACAUCGCAAUGGAAUGGCCUGGAGAAGCGACGUUUUCCUAUCCCUUGUUUGCCGCCGCCGAACCUCUCACACAUAUGUCCGUGCAGCGCACUCUCAAGGGCUCGAGCCAGUCAGACGCCCGGCUCUCGCUCGUGAUCACCAACAACCUCCCAGUGCAGGUCCAAACAGGCUAUCUCGAGACGAUGCCUUGGCUCGCACAGUUCUAUCUCCAUACCCUUCGCGUUCGCAGCGAUGGUGUCUCGCGUGACGAUCUCGUAACGAUCAUCUCGUACGCUGCACCUGUCCCGCACGCCCGGCCCACCCUCUUCCAAGCUGCACUGACAUUGCCGCCGAAGAGUACGUUGGAAGUUACGAUGGACGUUUUGAAGCCAUUCUUGCGAUACACCGAACAUCCACCCGAUGCACUGCGUGGCUGGGAUCUCCCUCCAGCAGUUCUUGGACCAUUUUCCUUCGGCAAUCUUUCAGAUGCAGAUUUGAAUAUUUCUGCCGCUGCGCUGACGACACUGCGACGGCAGCCGAGGCGGAUUUACACGUCAACAUUACUGGUCGACCUCGCCACGCCAGACUUCAGUAUGCCGUACAAUGUCAUCAUCAUAAGCUGCACGCUCAUCGCGCUGAUAUUCGGGAGUGUGUUCAAUUUGCUGACGCGCAAAUUCGUGGUGGUGUCUGUAGAGAACGAGAGCGGUGCCGGGAAGUCGGAUCUAUCGUAG
Messenger RNA from Sparassis crispa, 1665 nucleotides. Its product is annotated as GPI transamidase component PIG-T homolog. The coding region runs from base 1 to 1665 and encodes 554 amino acids. The transcript has 7 exons. Lineage: Eukaryota; Fungi; Basidiomycota; Agaricomycetes; Polyporales; Sparassidaceae. Gene Ontology annotation, cellular component: GPI-anchor transamidase complex. Gene Ontology annotation, biological process: attachment of GPI anchor to protein. The record is from RefSeq and is a predicted model, not a curated record.